Messenger RNA from Parnassius mnemosyne (clouded apollo), 4443 nucleotides. The record is from the annotation of a GenBank genome assembly. Lineage: Eukaryota; Metazoa; Arthropoda; Insecta; Lepidoptera; Papilionidae.
AUGAGGUCUGAUAGCGGGACCUGUACACCACCUGGUACGCCGCCAAGGAGGCAACGGCGAGCUAAAAGGGUGAAGAAUAGAUCAUAUUCCUCAUCAUCUAGCUCAAGUGAGGAAGAUGAACAUCGGAGGCACUACAAGGCUGCAAAUACACUAUCUACAAAAAAGGUUUUUAAACUUUUAAAAAGAAUUACUGAAGAUAAGUCUAAAGGCUCUUUUAGCAAUAGUAAUUUCACCAAUGUAAUCCCGGAAUUUGAUCCAUCUAACAGGGCUCAAAGCAUUGAAUGCUGGCUUCGUAAAGUAAACGAGUGCGCUGCGAUAUAUGGUUGGGAUAGUAAGCAGAUUGUUCAUUUCUCUUUGCAAAAAUUAGUUGGCCUAGCAAAAAGAUGGUUUGAGUCCUUGCCAUCAGUUGCCUUCACUUGGGAUGAGUGGCAAGCUAAGCUACGAAAGGCAUUUCCUAGUGAAGAAAAUUAUGGACGGCUUUUAGAAGAAAUGUUAAAACGUACUUCACGUAAUGACGAAAGUUUGCGAGAAUAUUUCUACGAUAAGCUAAGUUUAUUAAAUAGAUGUGAUAUUAUAGGGAAAAAGGCUGUUGAUUGUAUUAUUUAUGGCAUUAGUGAUCGAUCAAUUAGAAACGGGGCACAAACUUUAAAUAGUCAUGAACCUGAAGAUUUGCUUAAUUACCUUGCGUCACAGAAACCCCAGAUAUUUGACAGUAGACAAGGAGAGCGCAUAUCCCAAAAGUCGUUUAAAUCCAGUGUCCCAAGUACAAGUAAAAGUAUUUCAACUAAUAACUCUCUCACUUGUUAUAAUUGUCGUUCUCAAGGUCAUCCUUAUUAUAAAUGCACUAAGCCAAUUUUGAAAUGCAGGCGUUGCAACCGAAUAGGGCACGAUAACGAUGACUGUAAGUUACAACCUAUUCACCCUUCUAAUUAUACCAUCAGUAUUAAUAAUAGAUCGGAGAAGAAAUCCUUGAAAAUAGAUUCCUUUAACAAUACCAAUGACAAGUAUUUUAAGUCUGUGAUAAUUAAUGAACACACUUUUGAAGCUUACAUAGAUUUCGGCAGUGAAUGUACACUAAUGCGGAAAACUGAAGCAGAGUCUUUAGCGUUACUGAAAAUUUUUGACGGACUUCCUGUUGUGAGAGGUUUUGGUCACUCAACAGUGACACCAUUGUAUAAAUCAUCAGUCAAUAUUAAAAUAGAUGAAAUAGAAUCUUGUAUAGAAGUUUUAAUUGUCGAUGAUGCAUUCCUCCAAACAUCAUUACUAAUUGGACAAAAUUUAACAGAAUUACCAUUUGUUACAGUCUUGAAAGAUAACUCUAAACUUAUAUUUUACAAUAGUCCGAGUCAAAAUCUGUUCGGUAGGGACGAAGACGUUAUAAAGCUUCACGUCAGCAAUACAGUGGAUAUUUUCAAAACUGAAUUGGUUCCAGUUCACACUAAGUCUAGUUUUACAGGGGACGUUUUUAUCGAGGGUUAUAACGCCAUUGAAACUGGUAACGAGUAUCGUCUAUUUCAGGGAAUAUUCAAUAUUAGUGGCGGCAAAGGUGGAGUUUUAGCAAGUAAUUUAUCAUCUCAUGUUGCGACACUUUCACAAGAUAAAUUAAUAGCUCGGUCCAUCCCGAUCACGGAGCACACGUUAUGCCAAAUUAACCAAAUAUUUAAAGACCCCUCCAAAUUAGCACCUCUUGAUAAAAACGAUAUUAAAACCGGACCAGAUCUGGACAAUCAUCUAUUAGAUAAACUGUAUUUGCUAUUGCAGAGCUACCGUGAUUGUUUCGCAACAUGUCUUGGAGAAAUAGGUUGUGUAGACGAAGUAAAAAUUAAAAUUGAUUUAAUAGAUAAUAGGCCAAUAGUUUACCGCCCAUAUCGUCUUUCUCAUCACGAACGUCAGCAAGUUCGAGAAACCGUAGAUGAACUAUUGCAAAAUGAUAUAAUUCAGGAGUCAAAUUCUGAUUAUGCCAGUCCCAUUUUAAUGGUCAAAAAGAAAACAGGUGAACAAAGACUUUGUGUAGACUUUAGAGCAUUAAAUAAUAAAACUAUUAAAGACCGUUUCCCUCUUCCCCUUAUUGAAGAUCAAAUAUCUAACCUAAGUGGUAAUUGUUUUUUCACGACACUCGAUCUCGCUUCGGGAUAUUAUCAGAUUUCUGUAGCUGAAGAGUGUAGACAUCUCACGGGUUUUGUUACACCAGAUGGGCAUUAUGAAUUUAAACGGAUGCCAUUCGGUCUUGCUAAUGCCCCGGCUGUGUUUCAGAGAAUGAUAAAUAAAAUCCUCGGAAACAGAAGGUUUGAAUAUGCGUUAGCCUACUUGGAUGAUGUUCUUAUUCCCUCAAAAAGUGUUGAUGAAAUGUUUCAACGAUUAGAAGAGCUAUUAAGACUUUUUCGACAAUACGGUCUAACACUGAAAUUAACUAAGUGUCGUUUCUUUGAAAAAACCGUAAACUAUCUUGGCUAUGAUAUCUCUGUAAAUGGGAUACAGCCUGGUAAAGCUAGGGUGUUGGCGGUAAAGGAAUUUCCUACACCUUCUAAUGUACAUGAAGUCCGACAAUUCCUCGGUUUGACCGGUUACUUUAGGAAAUUUAUAAAAGGUUAUGGGGAAGUUGCCCGCCCUCUUACAUCUCUGCUGAGGAAAGAGGCUUCAUGGAAAUGGUCUAAUGCCGAAAACGCAGCCUUUUUAUUUCUGAAAGAAAAGCUUAUUGAAUUACCGGUUUUAGCCUUAUAUGACCCUACUCUUGAGACGGAGGUGCACACGGAUGCCAGUUCUUUAGGGGUAGGGGGUAUACUUUUGCAAUGGCAAAGAAAUAUAAGAGUUUUGAAACCAGUUGCCUAUUUUAGUCGACAAACUACCCCUGAAGAGAAACAUCUGCACUCCUACGAAUUAGAAACGUUGGCCGUCGUGUGCACGCUUAAAAAGUUCCGCGUUUAUCUUCUUGGCCUUAAUUUUAAAGUAUUAACUGACUGUGCAGCGCUUCGUACUACUCUCACUAAGCGAGAUCUGGUUCCAAGAAUAGCAAGGUGGUGGCUGCAGAUAAGUGAAUUUACAUUCGAAAUUGAUUAUCGACCUGGCGUUCAGAUGACGCAUGUUGAUGCAUUGAGCAGAAAUACCGAUCUGUCCAUGGAGACAGAUGACAACCCAAGCAUUAGCGUAUAUAAUAUAGAAAAGGAAAAUUGGCUUUUAACAUUACAAAUAGCAGACCCAGAUAUAUCUCGUAUUUUAAAAGUUCUUAAACCUGGAGAUGACCAGGAAUGUAAAGAUAUUCGACGAAAUUAUGUAGUUAAAAAUCAUACUGUAUUUCGAAAAGUCAAUGAUAAACUAUGUUUAGUUGUUCCACGGAGUGCGCGCUGGCAAAUAUGUCGUGCGAAUCACGACGAUAUUGGUCAUUUGGGUUAUGCAAAAACACUUGAACGUAUGGAAGAAUCGUAUUGGUUCCCUAAACUUCGAAAGUUUGUAAAAAAAUACAUUUCAGCUUGCAUAGAGUGCGCUUAUAAUAAGGAUAACAAAACUAAGCGUAAAUCAGGAUUUUUAUAUCCUAUAAAUAAAAUACAAAUUCCUUUUCAUACCAUACAUAUGGACCAUCUCGGACCUUUUGUUAGGAGUAAAGACGGUAACACGCAUAUUUUAACAGUAGUUGACGCUUUUACCAAAUAUUUGUUUGUGAGAGCAGUCAAAGAUCUUAAGACAAAAAGCACUAUUAAAGUUAUUGAGAGAAUUUUCUAUGAUUUUGGUGUACCAGCUAGAAUUAUAUCCGACCGAGGCACAAGUUUUACGUCAAAAGCUUUUAAAACUUUCUGUGAUACAAAUGGUAUUAAGCAUAUUUUGAACGCAGUCGCUUGUCCCAGGGCUAACGGGCAGGCUGAAAGAUUUAAUCAAACUAUUUUAAACUCUUUGUCAGCACAAAAUUCUUUUGGUCAUGAACGCGACUGGGACAAGUGUUUGGGCAAAAUCCAGUGGGGUAUAAAUAAUACUGUCAAUGCAACAACCCAACAAUCUGCGACAGAAGCUAUGUUUGGAGUCAAAAUGCGCGACUCUUUAUCAAAUAAGCUCAAUACUUUAGGAUGUUCCAGAAAUUUAAAUUUACAAGAAAUUAGGGACAAAAUAAGUGAAAAUAUAGAAAAAGAGCAAGCUAAACAAAAAGAUCGAUAUGAUGCCAAUCGGGUCCCUGCAACCAAAUACGCUGUGGGUGAUUUAGUCAAAAUUUCCCGUAAUAAUUUUGAUAAUGAUAAAAAAAGUACAAAGCUUCUGUCAAAGUUUGUGGGUCCAUAUAAAAUUACUGAAGUACUGGGAAACGAUCGUUAUAAAAUAGCAGAUGUUCCGGGAUUUUCAAAAAAAGGCAAAUUGUAUACCACUGUUAUUGCAGCUGAUCGAAUUCGACCCUGGAUUCACAUUAAAACAUUAGAAUUGUAUAAAUCAGAUAUAAGCACCGCCAGUGAAAAUACCGAAUAA